AUGUCUGACCGAGAGUUCAACUCGACAGUCCAGAAGAUCAUCACCGAGAUCCUGCCCCCAUCCUCCGGUCAAACAUUCUCCAAGGAUGCACGCGACUUGCUCAUGGAGUGCUGUGUCGAGUUCAUCACUUUAAUCUCCUCCGAAGCCAAUGAUAUCAGUGAGAAGGAAGCCAAGAAGACCAUUGCCUGUGAGCAUGUCGAGAAGGCUCUACGCGAUCUCGGAUUCGGUGACUACAUUCCACAUGUGCUUGCUGUUGCAGAGGAGCACCGGGAGCAGCUAAAGUCGCGUGAGAAGAAACAGAGCAAAAUGGAGCAGAGCGGUCUUUCAGAGGAAGAGCUUAUGCGCCAACAGCAGGAGCUCUUUCGAUCUGCGACUGAGAAAUACAACCAGGUCCCCGAGUAA
Penicillium chermesinum is the source of this 402-nucleotide messenger RNA. RefSeq names its product negative cofactor 2 transcription regulator complex subunit NCB2 (gene nctB). Gene Ontology annotation, biological process: negative regulation of transcription by RNA polymerase II; positive regulation of transcription by RNA polymerase II; chromatin remodeling. The record is from RefSeq and is a predicted model, not a curated record. Gene Ontology annotation, cellular component: negative cofactor 2 complex. Bases 1 to 402 code for a protein of 133 amino acids. NCBI's taxonomy places the organism in Eukaryota, Fungi, Ascomycota, Eurotiomycetes, Eurotiales, Aspergillaceae. The transcript is spliced from 3 exons. Gene Ontology annotation, molecular function: core promoter sequence-specific DNA binding; general transcription initiation factor activity; TBP-class protein binding.